CGGCCGCCACCGCCCACACAGGGCACCUUCCCCAGCCAUGUCCCCCAACUACAUCCGGAGCUUCUCGGAGGGAUGUCUCAGGCCGCCAACAGUAAUUGGACAAUUCCACACUCUUUUUUUUGGCUCAAUUCGAAUGUUUUUCCUUGGUGUUUUGGGCUUUGCUGUUUAUGGAAAUGAGGCCUUGCAUUUCAGCUGUGACCCAGACAAGAGAGAGGUUAAUCUUUUCUGUUACAACCAGUUCAGACCUAUAACUCCUCAGGUAUUCUGGGCAUUACAGCUGGUGAUUGUACUGGUACCUGGAGCCUUUUUUCACCUUUAUGCUGCUUGUAAGAGCAUCAAACAGGAAGAUAUUCUCCAAAAGUCAUCAUACACUGGUUUUUAUAUCUUCUCUGUUUUCUUAAGGAUUGUCCUUGAAGUUGUGGCUUUUUGGCUUCAGAUUCAGCUCUUUGGUUUCAAAGUGAACGCAAUCUACAUGUGUGAUGUGGGAGCACUUGAUAAAAAGUUUAACAUUACCCGGUGCAUGGUGCCAGAGCACUUUGAAAAGACAAUCUUUCUUAUUGCAAUGUACACAUUUACUGUGAUUACAGUGAUCUUGUGUGUUGCUGAAAUUUUUGAAAUCUCAUGUAGAAGGCUAGGUAUCUUAAAAACUCAGUGAUGUCAACUUGCAUUCAUUUACUGCUCAGUCCACCUGCAGUUUUGUAACAAUGGUUUCAAACCACAGCAGAAAAACAUCUCCUGUCCUCUAUGCAGUGCUGCAGAAGAGAACCACUCUCAUGAUUACUGAGGCAGAAUGGUCACUUGACAUAAAAUUCUCUUCUAAAAACUUGCACACUAUGAGAACAAUCUUUGUUUCCAAGUCAAGGUCAAAGGCACUAAGAUCUCCAAGAGCAAUGUAUUUUCAUGACCUGCUACCUAUGAUAGUUCUGCCCCCAGAGGAGUGCUUGUGUGUGAGGAGAUGGUUAUUUAUAAACACACUUCUAUUCACAGCUUUUCUGAACACAUGCUAUCUGAGUUAAUAAGGCCAUUGCCCUUCUAGGAAAAAUUAUUGCAAACUUUUUACAUGUUCUUAUGGCUUGAGAAUUGAACAAUAAUAGUGGAUGUUCUCCGUGUACCAGAAAGAACUCCAACAUCUUCCCAAGAAGUGCCACUGAGAUGUAACCUGCAACUCAGCCCCCAGGGGCAGAGGCUCCUGGUUAGACUGUGGUGACAACAUAUCCAUGGAUACCAGCUUACUUUGCAGAGGCUCAGCUACUGUCACCUGCUGGCUCAGAAUCUCCUUUUAAAAGUGAAAGAGUAGCAUGGUAUUCUUUGUGCUGACUGCAAUGCCUCAUUACGUUUUAGCCUACCAUAAAGAAGAUUUUUUACCAAUAUAGUAUGAUCACAUUUUGAAGGAGGAAAAGGGCUUUUUAACAAUUUUGCAUAAGCGGCUUCAAAGUGUCAAAAUAAAAUCUUAGAGAAAAGCCUUUCCUAGGCCCAAUCAUGAUUUGAUUUCAAUGUGUUUUGCUUGUGUGUGACUGCAGAAUUGGGCCCACAGAAUUUUCUGAUGUUUGUGUCAGAUCUAACUUUUUCUUGCUCUGACUAAGGCUGCUAGAAUAACAGUGAAAAAGAACUCUGCAUAUUAAAAUUAUUCUAUGCAGUAAGUGUAUUGGGUUAGGUUAGGUCUUAAACUUUUUAUAGGCAUCAGUUGUUUUUGUGUGCAACAGCUUCUUCUUAAGUUUUAAUAAACAUAAUAAAUUUAGAAGUGAUUUCCUUGUGCUGAAGUGAGAUAAAGGAAAGAAAACAGAUUUCAGAAUCAGAAAGAAAGGAGGAGGUAGUUUCCUGUAUAAAAUAUCUACAAAUAGCUAUUACAACAAUCAACAAUUUUCCAUCUGUUUUUCAAACAUAAAAAAACUGAGAUCCUGAUAAGAGAAUCUGGGUAAUUUCAGAAAUAUUUAGAAAAUUCUGGAAAAAAUCUUACCAAUUGUUUUACCACCAAUUGUUAGUUAAUUAGUCCAAAUAUGAUUCAGCACAGCUGAAUUAUCAUAGCCUUGUAAUUCUCACCCACAAAAGUAAACCUGCUAAAUAAAUGGAAUAGCAAGUUUUAGGUGUCUUGGAUUUGAUUGAAUCUGAGUCGUCUGAAACAAAGUGGGCUACAAUUAGAUGUGUAGUUUUUUAAAUAUGCUGAUCAAGAACAAAACUACAUAUCUC
Molecule: messenger RNA, 2187 nt
Organism: Zonotrichia leucophrys gambelii
Lineage: Eukaryota; Metazoa; Chordata; Aves; Passeriformes; Passerellidae
Gene: GJE1
Product: gap junction protein epsilon 1
Exons: 3
Coding region: 38-655 (205 amino acids)
Biological process (GO): cell-cell signaling
Cellular component (GO): connexin complex
Molecular function (GO): gap junction channel activity
Source: RefSeq, a predicted model, not a curated record